Molecule: messenger RNA, 1287 nt
Organism: Trichoderma aggressivum f. europaeum
Lineage: Eukaryota; Fungi; Ascomycota; Sordariomycetes; Hypocreales; Hypocreaceae
Exons: 3
Coding region: 1-1287 (428 amino acids)
Biological process (GO): inositol phosphoceramide metabolic process; sphingolipid biosynthetic process
Cellular component (GO): inositol phosphoceramide synthase complex
Molecular function (GO): inositol phosphoceramide synthase activity
Source: RefSeq, a predicted model, not a curated record
AUGGCUGUCGGCGCGUUCCUGGAGCCCUUCGUGGUCGUCUCGCUUCUGUUUGGCGGUGCCUGGUUCAACAGGAACAAAGAUUAUGACUUUUGGAAGGGGGCACAAGGCUGGGCUGGCGGCAGUACCAGCCACAAACGACGAGAUGACUUUGGAAAAAGGCGAACGUCGACAGAUAGCGGCAGCCCUACUUGGAGCUCUGGGUCGUCGUCACCCACUCUCUCAUCUGAGGACGAGUCGUCUUGGUCUCCCACAUCUCGGCGGCGAAACAUUCGGGUUUUCGGAUUCAAGAAGACCGUUACAACCCCGAACACUCUCAUCUUCAAGGAUCGAUUCCUGAGCCGAGUACUCCAAAAGUUUCCUUUCCUCGUUGAAGCGUGGUAUUGGGCUCUCAUCUAUUGGGUAUACCAACUGGGCCGAGCGUUUACUGCGGUCACCAUUGUCGAGGGAACCGUCCAUGUCGCGCGAAAGCAUGCCCUUAGGCUAGUUCAUCUAGAGCAACGCCUCGGGAUCUUCUGGGAAGUGGCCUUUCAACAAUGGUUUUUGGAGCGCCCUGUUCUGCUGCAUUGGAUAAAUCGGGUAUACUCCUUUAUCCAUAUUCCUGGAACAAUCUUCUUCCUGGUAGCCUUAUUCUAUCUCACUACCUCUCAGAAGCGUCGAGGAACGAGCGGUAGAGCCCGAAGCGAUAUCAUAUCCGCUGGACCUGCUUUGUAUGAAGCUAGGCGUCGAACAAUGGCCAUGUGCAACCUCAUUGCAUUUGUCGUCUUCACUUUGUGGCCUUGCAUGCCCCCUCGGCUGUUGAGUGAUCCUAACUAUAACGGACCCGACGCUGCGGAGGCGAAGAGCUUCGGAUUUGUUGACAGUGUUCACAGCAACGCGGGGGAGAGCAGCGUUUGGACAACGAACCGAUUCUGCAAUCAAUAUGCUGCCAUGCCCUCUUUGCACUUUGGCUACUCUCUCCUCGUUGGCUUGACAGUUGCCACUCUCCCCGUCAAUGGAGUUCGACCCAACUCCUGGAAGCGCGUGGCCAUCGGUGUUCUGGGCAUGUCUUACCCGGCGCUCAUCUUCACGGCCAUUGUUGCAACCGCCAACCACUUCAUCUUGGACGCUGUUGCCGGCGCGAUGGUUUGCGGCAUUGCUUGGAACGCGAAUGGCCUGCUGUUGAACCUGUGUGUUCUCGAGGACUAUUUCCUGUGGGUUGUGCGGAUUCACAAGCCCGUCAACUACACCGAUCCCGAGACUGCAGUCGAGCCGGAGUAUCACUCGAUGCUGCUAUCAGAAGAUGUUUAA